Chara braunii is the source of this 788-nucleotide messenger RNA. The record is from the annotation of a GenBank genome assembly. Lineage: Eukaryota; Viridiplantae; Streptophyta; Charophyceae; Charales; Characeae.
CUCAGCCGCCGUCCUUCCCCCGACCCCUUCUUUUCCGGGAAAACUAGGGCGCAAUUAUGCUUUUCAGCUUUGAAUGCGUUUUAGUCACGAUUUCGCGAGGAGGAGGAGGAGGAGGGAGAGGAGGAGGAGGAGGAAGAUGGAGAGUAGUAGGAGGAAACGAGGAGGAAGAGAAGGAGGAGGAGGAGGAGGAGGAGGAGGAGGAGGAGGAGAUGGAGGAGGAGGACAGAGAGGCGAUGGAGGAGGACAAAGAGGAAGAGGAAGACGAGGUGGAAGACGAGGAGGAAAACGAGGAGGAAAACGAGGAGGAAAACGAGGAGAAAAACGAGGAGGAAAACGAGGAGGAAGAGGAUGGGGUGGACGGGGAAGAGGAGGAGGAGGAGGAGGAGGAGGAGGAGGAAGAGGAGGAAGAGAAGGAAGAGUUGGAGGAGGAGGAAGAAGAGGAGGAGGAGGAAGAGGAGGAGGAGGAGGAGGAGGAAGAUGAGGAGGAAGAGGAGGAGGAAGAGGAGGAGGACGACGAAGAAUAGGAGGAGGAGAAAGAGGAGAGGAUGACGAAAGGGAGGAGGACGAAGAAGAGGCGAAGGAGGAGGAGGACAAAGGGGGGGGGGGGGGGGGGGGGGGGGGGGGGGGGGGGGGGGGGGGGGGGGGGGAGAGGGCGCCGAGUCAGGGGAGUGAGAGACAGAUUGUCUCGCCUCAACCCCCCCCCACCCGCUGCGCAACCCCCUAACCCACUUUUUCUUUUUUUUCCCUAAAUCAAUCAAUCAAUCAAUCAAUAAAACAAACAAACAAUC